This is a messenger RNA of Schizophyllum commune H4-8, 449 nucleotides long. RefSeq lists its product as uncharacterized. The transcript has 2 exons. The coding region runs from base 99 to 368 and encodes 89 amino acids. The record is from RefSeq and is a predicted model, not a curated record. NCBI's taxonomy places the organism in Eukaryota, Fungi, Basidiomycota, Agaricomycetes, Agaricales, Schizophyllaceae.
CACGCGCCCUGAUCCUGGUCUGCCUGCGCCACGAUCCGAGCCGUACCUGGCCCGAGACGAUUGGCCGCUGGCGCAUUCACUUGUCUGUACUUCCUGCAAUGUCGAAUAAUCCCUUCGCCAGCGGGCGCUCCACCCCGGCGAGAGCGCAGUCUGCCAAUCCCGCAUCGCCCACCCAGAGCACAUUCUCGGAAACCAGCGGUAUCAAUCUACAGCCUGCCACAAGUACGCCGCGAUCGGUCUUCCGGGGUACGGCCAGCACCUUCGCAACACCCAGCAGCAGCGUGCGCAUCCGCGCGGACCCCAGCAUCGCGACCUGCUUUGAUCCAUCCGACAAGGAGCUCUACGCAUUGUGGGCCCCGAGGGCAUGACGUUGACAGACUAUCUCGUAGGCGCCCAAGUUGCGACCGUUGUUGACAUGUGCGGAACCAGAAUAUAAAACCUUCCUCUUC